This is a messenger RNA of Diospyros lotus (date-plum), 3830 nucleotides long. Its product is annotated as transcription factor MYB3R-1-like. The transcript is spliced from 12 exons. Gene Ontology annotation, molecular function: DNA-binding transcription factor activity, RNA polymerase II-specific; RNA polymerase II cis-regulatory region sequence-specific DNA binding. Gene Ontology annotation, biological process: regulation of DNA-templated transcription. Bases 510 to 3665 code for a protein of 1051 amino acids. Lineage: Eukaryota; Viridiplantae; Streptophyta; Magnoliopsida; Ericales; Ebenaceae. Gene Ontology annotation, cellular component: nucleus. The record is from RefSeq and is a predicted model, not a curated record.
AACCAACUAAUAGGGUUCUCCGGGCUCUCCCGACCCGAACCGGCCCGGCCUUAUUCAGAGACUACCGUUGGAUUUUAAAAAUUAGAAAAAGAAAAGACAAAACAAAAGGCAAAUAAUAGGUUUGUUUGAAAUACGUUGGCUUCGGUCAGCCCCUUCAGUAUUUGAAAAUAGAACUUUUAUGAGUACCGUUCGCAUUCUCUCUCUGCAAUAUACACUCUCUCUCUCUCUCUCUCUCUCUGCAAAACCCUUACUUCCUCUCUCCACAAUUCGACGGUUCGAUCGUUGUAUAGUGCGCAUUGAGUCGAUCGAUUCACCUCUCUUUUCGGCGCUCUCUCUGCCGUCAGAUCGCCUGAAUUUCUGAGCUCAUUUCGACUGUCAUCCCAUUUGUGAGAAGGUAGCUCCUGCCUCUCCUUUGGAGAAAUUGAUAAUGAUCUGGGGAAGAGAUUCUAGAGAGAAGUGCAGUUAUAUAGGAACCAGGUUAAACAGAUUUGCUUAUCUGUCUAGCAGCAAUGGAAAGUGAUAGAACAAAUACUACUUCAGAUGGGGUCAGUGGCGAUCUUCAGAGAAAGCGACCAGUGCAUGGGAGGACUAGUGGCCCUACAAGGCGCUCAACAAAGGGACAAUGGACACCGGAAGAGGAUGAGAUCUUGCGCAAAGCUGUUCAACGCUUUAAAGGGAAAAGCUGGAAAAGAAUAGCUGAAUGUUUCAAGGACCGGACAGAUGUACAGUGUUUACACAGGUGGCAGAAAGUUUUAAAUCCAGAACUUGUCAAAGGUCCAUGGACUAAAGAGGAGGAUGAGAUAAUGAUUGAAUUGGUGAAUAAGUACGGGCCAAAAAAGUGGUCUUCCAUUGCACAACACUUGCCAGGACGUAUUGGAAAGCAAUGCCGGGAAAGGUGGCAUAAUCAUCUUAAUCCCAAUAUCAACAAGCAGGCCUGGACACAAGAAGAGGAGUUAGCUUUAAUUCAUGCCCACCAAAUUUAUGGGAACAAGUGGGCAGAACUGUCAAAGUUCCUGCCUGGGAGGACGGACAAUGCCAUUAAAAAUCAUUGGAACAGUUCAGUGAAGAAGAAGUUGGACUCGUACUUGGCUUCUGGCUUACUUGCACAAUUUCAAGGCCUGCGGCAUGUCAGUCAUCCACACCAAUCAAUGCCUUCAUCUUCUUCAAUGGUUCAGGAGAGCAGUGCGGAUGAUAAUGUUCCCAAAGCUGGGACAGAAGCAGAGGAUAUUUCAGAAUCCAGUCAAGAGUCAGCUGUUGUUGGUUGUUCUCAGUCUAUAAGCGAUGCAACUAAUGCAGAGACACAUGCAAGUGGUGAACGCCAACUAACCAAAGAAUUUAGUCAAGAAAAGGAUCCAAGCUUUAAUCAAGGAUCAAGUUCUGAAAAUUAUCACACAGCUCUUGAAGGAGUUGCUUUUUCCAUACCACAAUUACCACCUUGCAUAUUGAGUGGCUCUUCCCAGUUCCUUGAACAUAAUAUAACAAAUGACUGGGGAAAUUUUUCUGGGCAAGAUUGGCAGCGUAAUUCAGACGAGUUGCCUAACAUAAAUUCACCUGAUUUGGGGCAGGAAUCUUCAGAGUUCUUGACACAUUGUGUUAGUGAAAACCACCAUGAAGUGCCAUUACAAACUUCUGAAGGUUUGAGUGCUUGCCCUUCAAUGGGAAAUGUGGUCUUUGAUUCUGACCAUCCAGAGGGUAUAUUGACAUCUGAAGAUGGCAUUAGCAGGGUGAUGUACCCAGAGACAGAUAAUGAUGCACAUUUCUCCUCUGGAAACUUUAUAAGGUGCUCAAAUUUUAGCAGUUUUAACGGAACCACUGUUUUUUUAUUUAAUCAAUCCUCAAACUAUCAGGUACCUGAAACUGCGGGUGCUUCAGCUUCAGAAUCAUGUUAUCCUUCUGAUGUAUUAGCAACUUCAAGCUCUCAACCUUUCACUGUUCCUUCACAAAUUCCUCCUGAUGAUGGUACAGUUUUAUUUGAUAGUGACCCCAAUCAGCUUGGUGAUCUCUCCCUUCACCAAGAAGAGGAACUUCUGGAGAGUCUAAAUGGUGGCUUCAUUUGUACCAAUGACUCUCUGAAUUCUUCUUGCAAUGGUGGCAGAGAUAACAUGGAUCUGCAAUAUCAUCAAGAUCGGGCAAAUGAUUCUUCAGAACCAGUUCAACUAGAUGCUUUCAACUCAGGACCAUUAAAUAAUACCCAAACUUGUCCUUCGGUUGAUGAAGACCCAGUUGUACCAACUGAACAGGAGGAUGUGGGAACCCUAUGCUAUGAGCCGCCUCGUUUUCCAAGCUUGGAUAUUCCUUUUUUCAGCUGUGAUCUUAUACAAUCUGGCAGUGAACUGCAAGAGUAUAGUCCUCUCGGUAUUCGGCAACUGAUGAUGUCAACUGCGAAUUGUUUUAGUCCAUUCAGGUUAUGGGACUCUCCAUCUCGGGAUAGCCCCGAUGCUGUGUUGAAAAAUGCUGCACAAACUUUCACAUGCACGCCAUCAAUAUUGAAGAAGCGAAACCGUGACUUGGUGUCACCAAUGUCAGAAAACAGAAAUGAGAAAAGGCUUGAAAGCAACAUAAAUCAGGAGUCAUUUUCCAACUUGUCUAGAGAUUUUUCUCAACUAGACUUCUUGUUUGACGAGAAUAAGGAAAAUUUUGACAAGAAAGUACCUUCACUGUCUCCCCUAUCAAAACAGAAAGGAAAGUCCAGAUACUGGAUUGAUAAUAAGGAAAAUAUGAUUGAUGCUGUAGGUGUGGGUAAAGAAAGCAUUUUCUGCAGCGUAAUUCUGGAUAAAGAGUUUGAUAGCAGUAAUCCCAAGGACAAUGCAAAGCAAGGGCUUGCCAUCGUUGAUGCUAAAACAAAGGGUGACUCUGAUGUUGCAACCCAAAAUCAACUUUCAGGAGUACUUGUUGAACAUAAUAUGAAUGAACUGUCAUUCUUUUCUCCCGACCACUCUCAAAUCAAGUCAGACAAAACCCUUGGGCAAAGAAAAAGGAUUCCCACAAACCUGUAUUCUAAGAUGUUGGAAACUACAAAGAGCCAAAGUGCUGUUUCAGAAUUUUCAUCAGGGAAUCCAUCUUCAUUGCGUAUUAUUAGCUCUCCUACCAUUUCCAGAAAGGAUGAAAAUCAGUUGGUCGCAGCUACAUAUUCACAAACUGCUCCCGCAUCAAAUUCCCUGGAGAUCAUGACUGAAAGUUGUGGAAAUGGUGCUGGUGUUCAAAACUUGAGCACAUUUGGUGAAACGCCUUUCAAAAGAAGCAUUGAGUCUCCUUCAGCUUGGAAGUCUCCUUGGUUCAUUAACUCUUUUGUGCCAGGGCUGAGGAUUGAUACUGAUGUAACAACUGAGGAGUUUGGUAAUUACUUUAUAAGCCCUGGGAAUAGAAGUUAUGAAGCCAUUGGGCUAAUGAAGCAGUUAAGCGAGCAUAAUGCAGCUGCUUUUGCUGAUGCCCAAGACGUGCUGGGGGAUGAAACUCCUGAAACAAUAUUGAGGAAAAGAUACUCCAACAACCAGAAACUGGAAAAGGAGAACAACUGUGCCUGGAAAAGUCUGACAGAAAAUCAAUCCCCUUUCAGUUCAAAUGUCUUGAAGGAACGUCGGGUGCUUGAUUUCAGCGAAUGCGGCACCCCGGGAAGAGGUAGUAAAGGAAGCCCAUCUUCCCGUCUAUCAAAGGAUUGCAAGUAGCAGAUUUCUUUGGCUAGUUGGUGUAAAAUUUCAAAAUGGUCAUAUAAGUAUAUCUGUAUUUUUGCCUUUCUUUGUGACAUGCUCUUUCUUUCUUGAACUGCAAUGACAAUUUCUUGACUUCUAUAUUAUUCCAUUGAUCAAAAAUCGUUUGUGGAUGCUUGUUUU